AUGGACACAAUUUCCCGUCAGCUGAGCGCCUGGAGUUCACUAAAAAUAACUCAGCUCGAUAGUUGCAUCCACAGCGCCAUCAGCCUUGCUUUUGCGUUGCCCCUGCACUGCCUCUUGCCUUCGCUACACACCAGGUAUACGACGGAUCAGCAAUCUCAGGCAAGCGGCUCUCACGUUAUAACAGCAACCAUGGGCCAGUUCGCUUCUCAACCCCGUGACGAUAUCUCGCCGUCCCGCGACCCGGUGCCCGGCCCUUCCCAGACCAAAGGCAACACCGAGAAUGGAAUGCCCAUUGUCACUCGCAUCCGCACCGAAGGUGGUAAGACAGCUACUGUGACCAUCACCCUCCAAGAGACAGCAUUGACGUCGGCCUUGGCAGCUACCUUCACUACCUCCUCAUUGUUGCCUAUCAUGACUACCAUGAUAACUACUGAGCUUUCCUCGCUGACUACCUCCACGCUUUCGUCUGCCGAACAGAACACGCCGCUGCCCGAGCCGACCGGUUCAUCUGACCAGGAACCCCAUGUUACACUUCCCAGGAACACAUUGAUCAUCAUCAUUUCUGCUGUUGUCGGUGGCACCUUUCUCUUCCUAAUAUUCCUCUGCAUCAUGCGCGCUUACAUGCGCCGAAGACAUGCGAUCAAGGAAGAUGCUGCUGCUGAUGCUGCUGCUACUGCUGCUGGCAUUCAGGAGGGUGAGCAGGGGGAGUCUUCUCGCCAGCAUUUUAACGAAAACGGCCUCAGCAUGGCCAUGUCUCGAGCUACCUCACGUGCGUACUCGGAGCCCGACUUAUACCAGCACUAUCACGCAUUAACCGAGGUACCCAACGCCAGUUUCCGCACUUUGCCUGCCGUAUACCCCGCGUACGAGCUGCAUCCAACACGGGUUGUCGCUGAGCUUCCCGCCGAGCUUCAUGGUGUCGGCCACCCGCAUUACGUUUAUCGAGGUUGA
Colletotrichum godetiae is the source of this 951-nucleotide messenger RNA. RefSeq lists its product as uncharacterized. The coding region runs from base 1 to 951 and encodes 316 amino acids. The transcript has 3 exons. The record is from RefSeq and is a predicted model, not a curated record. Lineage: Eukaryota; Fungi; Ascomycota; Sordariomycetes; Glomerellales; Glomerellaceae.